Messenger RNA from Chelonia mydas (Green sea turtle), 5529 nucleotides. It is a transcript of the gene GUCY1A1, whose product is annotated as guanylate cyclase 1 soluble subunit alpha 1. The record is from RefSeq and is a predicted model, not a curated record. The transcript is spliced from 9 exons. Bases 853 to 2925 code for a protein of 690 amino acids. Gene Ontology annotation, molecular function: guanylate cyclase activity; heme binding. Gene Ontology annotation, biological process: response to oxygen levels; cGMP biosynthetic process. NCBI's taxonomy places the organism in Eukaryota, Metazoa, Chordata, Testudines, Cheloniidae. Gene Ontology annotation, cellular component: guanylate cyclase complex, soluble.
AAGUAAGUGCCGCUCCCGGCGCGCUGCGAGAGACCCCGGCUCGCUCGCUCUGUCCCGGAGCCGCCUCUCCUCGGGGCAAGAUGCGCCCCCCGCCCCCGCUGUUCGCCCCGCUCCGCCCCUGGCCUGCCCCGCAUCGGGUACCCCCGGGGGCCCCGCGGCAGCAGGAAUCUCUCCCCGUGCGGAUCGUGGCUCCCUUCCCCCGUCCGGAUCCCCCCGCCCGGGCACUCUCAGCGGCAGCCGCGGCUGGUUCCCACGCUCCUGAGCAGGGCGGGAGGGAGCGGAGGCAGCCGCAGCAGCCCGGGGGACACGGGUCAGGGCCGCGGGGCGAGAGGCAGCUCCCGGCUCGCUGGCGCUUCCUGGGCAGCAUCGCUCAGGUUCGUGGGAAGGAAGGAGCGAGGUCGGUUCCACAGACUCAGCAGCCUCCGGAAUGGGCCGAUCCGAGCUCAGUUGCUCGUGGGAAUGUUGCAAACGCGCCAGCAGCCUCCAGCGCUGAUCCCAGGCUGAGCUCCCGGGUGAGAGUCCAGGGGCUCCAGCGCAUCCCCACUCGCAGCCCGAUCCCUCCUUUCACACAGCGCGGCUGCUGAGCUAGGCUACGUGCAGUGAGGGACACGAUAUUUAUUAGUGCAUAGGGAGAAAUGUGUGUUGCGCGAAUGCAUUACGGUUGAAGAUUCAUCACUCUGCAAAGAAAUGUGGUUAUAAAGCUACAUCUGUUCCUGCAGUGAUUUAUAACGACAAAUAAUCUUCCACAGCAAUUGCGUUCAUCUACUGUUCUGGCUUCUACUGUUAGUCAGCAGAAGAGAAUUAAACACAAAGCAAAGCACUCUUAAUCUCAAUAGACAGACUUUGUACAGUAUGUUCUGUACCAAACUGAAAGACCUGAAGAUCACUGGGGAAUGUCCUUUCUCCUUACUGACCCAGAGUCAUAUAUCUGAUGAACAUGAGGAGGAAUGUGGAGAAGUGCCAAAUAGUUCUAGAGCAGCUUUGCCAAUCUGCAAAGAAGUCAGUGAAAAAGACACUCACAGGAACCUUCCACAAAGGAAAACCAGUAGAAGCCGGGUGUAUCUGCACACGUUAGCUGAAAGCAUCUGCAAACUGCUCUUUCCUGAGUUUGAAAGGUUACAUCUUGCACUUCAGAGAACAUUAGCAAAGAACAAAAUAAAAGAAAGCAGGAAAUACGAGGAGAGAGAAGAUUUUGAAAAAAUAAUCACUGAUCAUGCAAAUGCAGCAGGUGUUCCAGUUGAAACUGUAAAGGAAUCUCUUGGUGAAGAGCUAUUCAAAAUAUGUUAUGAAGAGGAUGAACACAUCUUAGGAGCUGUUGGAGGAACCCUUAAGGACUUCUUGAACAGUUUCAAUACCUUUCUGAAGCAGAGUGGCCAUUGCCAAGAAGCAGACGAAAAGAGCAAACUUGAGGAAGCCUCCAUAUUAUGCCUGGAAAAAGAUCAAGACUUCUUAAAUGUGUACUGUUUCUUUCCUAAGAAAAUAACUAGUCUCAUUCUGCCUGGCAUUAUUAAGGCAGCAGCUCAUAUUUUGUAUGAAACCGAAGUGGAAGUGAUGCUUAUGCCCCCCUGCUUUCGUAAUGACUGCACGGAGUUUAUUAACCAGCCAUAUUUGUUGUACUCUGUACUAGUCAAAAGCACAAGACCUUCCUUAUCUCCAUGUAAACCACAGUCCUCUCUUGUGAUUUCCGCCUCUCUGUUCUGUAAGACUUUCCCAUUUCAUUUCAUGUUUGACAAGGAUAUGGCUGUUCUGCAAGUUGGCAAUGGGAUAAGGAGACUUUUGAACAGGAGAGAAUUUCUAGCAAAUCCUAACUUCGAGGAGUACUUUGAAAUUCUUACCCCUAGAAUAAACUGCACAUUUAGUGGGAUCAUGACAAUGCUCAAUAUGCAGUUUACUGUACGAGUGAAGAGAUGGGACAAUGCUGUUAAGAAGUCAUCAAGGGUAAUGGAUCUUAAAGGCCAAAUGAUCUAUAUUUUUGAAUCCGGUGCCAUCUUGUUCUUGGGAUCUCCCUGUGUGGACAGAUUAGAAGAUUUUACAGGACGUGGAUUAUACCUUUCUGAUAUUCCAAUUCAUAAUGCUCUGAGGGAUGUUGUUUUGAUAGGAGAACAAGCCAGAGCUCAAGAUGGACUAAAGAAGAGAUUAGGAAAGCUUAAAGCUACUCUUGAGAAGGCCCACCAAGCUCUGGAAGAGGAGAAGAAGAAGACAGUAGAUCUUUUGUGCUCAAUUUUUCCUGGUGAGGUUGCUCAGCAGCUGUGGCAGGGACAAGUUGUGCAAGCCAAGAAAUUUAAUAAUGUCACAAUGCUUUUCUCUGACAUUGUAGGAUUCACUGCCAUCUGUGCCCAGUGCUCACCUAUGCAGGUUAUCACCAUGCUUAAUGAGCUCUAUACUCGCUUUGAUUACCAGUGCGGAGAGCUAGAUGUCUACAAGGUGGAGACCAUUGGAGAUGCUUAUUGCGUGGCUGGAGGUUUACACAAAGAAAGCGAGACACACGCUGUUCAAAUAGCAUUGAUGGCACUGAAGAUGAUGGAGCUGUCAGAUGAGGUGAUGUCUCCCCAUGGAGAGCCUAUCAAGAUGCGUAUUGGCCUCCAUUCUGGAUCCGUCUUUGCUGGAGUUGUUGGGGUUAAAAUGCCACGUUAUUGUCUCUUUGGAAACAAUGUAACCCUUGCCAACAAGUUUGAGUCUUGCAGUAUACCUAGGAAAAUAAAUGUCAGUCCAACAACUUACAGGCUGCUAAAAGAAUAUCCAGAUUUUGUGUUCACACCUCGCUCAAGAGAAGAACUUCCUCCAAACUUUCCCAGUGAUAUUCCUGGUAUUUGUUACUUUCUGGACGCUUAUCUUCAAGGAACAAAUUCAAAGCCUUGGUUUCAAAAGAGAGAGUUUGAAGAUGGUAAUGCAAAUUUCUUGGGCAAGGCAACGGGGGUAGACUAAAUUGUACAUUCAUACAUUUACAAAAGAAUUUUAUAAAUAUUUUAAUUUUGUAUAAAUUGAGAGUUUAAAAAAGUAUGAAACAUGAAAGCACUUUAGAUUGUUAAUACCUGAAAGCCAGUAUUAAAAUUUCAGGAAGUAUGUCAGAUACUACUUUUUAUUUUUACUUUCCAGAAGAUAUAUAGUCAUUAAAACAAUAUUUCAACUUCACUAUUUAAAACACUGUUUAAGAGUACUUUUUUUCCCCCGUGGUAAUCUGUGCUACAUAACGACCAUUUCAACUCUACCUAUCCUGAAAAUUCCAAACAUGUUGUACGUACAGUGUAUCAAAAAAUGUUGUGUACAAAUGAUGCAGUCAGAUGCAGUUUGGUUCGCUGGUGCAUACCAAUGACUAUUAAAAUGCAGUUUUCUUAGUUGCUCCAUAUGAAAAAGGAAACAACCAUUACUGUAAUAACUCCUUCCAUUGCAUCUUUGCAUCUUCCAUUGCAUCUUUACAGUCCUAUGAGGUACUGCCCAUCUCCUAGAGGGAGCUGAAGUCAACAGUAAUUGAAGGCAUUCAGCGCCUUGAUGGAUCAGGUUGCUACUUGUAACUAAUGCCAGUAUAUACAGUGGAGUAUGGAUGCUUACUGUUCCCUGAACUUUGAUUUCUUUGUGCAUAAAAUAAAUAUUUAUAGAAUAUUCAAAUAUUGUAUAAUCACACACUAAAGCCUCUGUAAUCAAAUAAGAUUUUAGUUUUUGGAGUUUUUAAACCCUAUUUUAAAAAUUAUUUCCCUCUGAUACUAUGUAUCAUAGCAAUAAAUGUUUUCUUUUUGUUGUCAAUUAAUUUUUAAUUCUUUUGAGGGAAGUAAUAGUACAUAAUGUAGAGUGUUUACAUAGAAAGGAAAUUGCAAGCGGACUGUAUCGUGUGUAGGACACAAACAUAUUGCUGUGAACAUAUGAUCUUAUACUUCAGCUAGAAAUAAUGUAGAGGGGAAAUGGACUCUGAAAUAUGUACAGUUCACUGAGAGCUAAAGGUGAAGACAAAUGCUUUGAAAUAUAUGAGUACACAUCUGCAGCCUUCAUAUUACUAAUACAUACGUUUUAAAAGUAAACAGAGGUUUCUUUAGCUAUUGAGACUUGACCUCAGGAUUCUGUUUCUACUGCAAGUUAAUAACCUUGCACAGUCACUCUCCUGAGACACACAACUUGGCCCCUAUAGCAGACUGGGACCAGCAUACCUUGCACUGACUUAGGGUAUUUGUGAUAACAUCAGUUCCUUGCAAGAGAGACACUGAUAUCUGAACUCAUAAACAUUCUUUUGUAUUUACUUACUGAUUUAAAAAGCAUUUCAGUUUUCCUCUAGGGCUGAUCCAACAGAAAAUAUCAGUGGGCUUUGAGUCUGCCCAGGUACUCGAAAUCCUGCCCCAGAAAACAACAUGGUUAAUCACUGCUGAGCUAUCCAGGAUGUUGGCAGAUAUCAUAAAGUGACUUCUUUACUUUCCAACUCCCCUUCUGAUUUUUGGAAAAGAGUUGUGUGUGGGUAUUUCUGGGAUCAUAUGUGUAUGCUAAGUGACACCAUUAAGAUUCUGCAGCUGUAUAGUCCUGCUGGUUUUAAAAGUGACACCAAGGACGUGUCCACAUGUCGGGGGGAGGGGAAGGUUAAUCCACAGUUUUUCGAGUUAAUCUGCUUUGAAAACACUUGCAUACACAUGAUGCAAUUCAUUUUUAGCGCACUGACUCUACAUUUAUUGCAAACUCUGGAGUGCUCAUUCAAAGUGAACUAAUUUUGCUGCGAAGCAAGUUAGUCCAGCCUAUUGUUCAUGCUGUGGCAAAAUACUUUCACAGUCUGUAAUGGCUAUCCCACGCUCCUUUGUGGGUGACCAUUACUGACCUGUCUGUUUACCUUUGUGCCCUCCCCUGCUCUGGGGUCAAGUUGACCAGAUGUCCCCUCCCUCAUUUAUAAACUGGCACACAGUCAGAUUUGGCCAUUCUCCCCUGGAUUCCAGUUUACUACCGAAGACCUACAACAUGCCUUGAGCAGCUUCACCAAUAUCCUGUCUCAUCGCCAUCUGGGGAGGUGUCAGUGCAGGGAGCUCUUGUGGCAGCCACUGGAAUAAAGACCAUUUUGUAGCCAUUGCUAGGCAGAUGUCCAUGAGGGACCAUGACCAGAAUGCGGAACAGUGCUGGAUAAAGAGCAGACCGCUCUGGAGCACCUCCACUGAAAUGACGGAGAACUGAGAAACUCCAGUGGGGGACAUGUAACUUGUCCAUUUUUGAGGAGCUGGACAGGAUUUUAUAUAACUACAAGCCCACCCAACCUAGGCAGCUUGUGGAGUCUGCUGGCUGCCUUUCUCCCCUCCCCCUACCACCACUAGGAUGACCAGCAGGACUCAUUGAGGGAUGAAUCUGAGGAGGCCAGUGAAGAGAUCUCCCCAGAAAGCCAGGAUCUGUGCAGGACUCAGGACCCUGAUGAUGGCCAGGUAGAAUCGAGCUCAGUUCCUGCUCUGUAGCAACCAACCCUGAUUGCCAGGUUGUAACCCAGAUUGGGGCUGAGGGGGCUGAUCCCAUGGAGGGAGCUUCAGCAUGUAAAUUUUGUAUUAUUGUUUUAAAAUAAAUUUACUAUUUACA